Messenger RNA from Asparagus officinalis (garden asparagus), 645 nucleotides. Its product is annotated as patatin-like protein 3. The coding region runs from base 1 to 645 and encodes 214 amino acids. The record is from RefSeq and is a predicted model, not a curated record. NCBI's taxonomy places the organism in Eukaryota, Viridiplantae, Streptophyta, Magnoliopsida, Asparagales, Asparagaceae. Gene Ontology annotation, biological process: lipid metabolic process. The transcript is spliced from 2 exons.
AUGAAUGCAGAUCUUGUACAUGGGCGCGAUGUGAGGUCAAAGCGACGUCGGUAUUCUACCCUAAAGGGGUGCGGGGGUGGGCCAAAAAUCAAAAAGAUGUUUCAGAGGAGAGGGAGAUUUCGCAAGCUGUUCAACUCGUCGAAAUUAUUAAGCAACAAGUUCAAGAAGCUGUUUGGGGAUGCGUGUCUGAGGCAGGAUUCUAUAAAGUCAUUGCUGAUCUCGUGCUUCGAUUUGUUGACGGGGUCAGCGUUCAUGUUCUCGAGGUCCGACAUCGUGGAAUCCGAUGGCUUUAAUUUCCACAUCAAGGACAUCUGUGUCGCGACCUGCGCCGCGGAUCGAGCGACAGAGGUGAAGUCGGUGGAUAGAAGGACCUGGAUGAAAGCGAUGGGAGGAGGGAUUGGGAUGGGAAAUCCGACGGCGGCUGCAAUCACGCACGUGCUUACUAAUAAGAGGGAGUUUCCCUUCGUCGAUGGGGCGGAGGAUCGGUUGGUGGUGUCCCUGGGGAGCUCCAAGACGCUGAAUCUUUGCUGCGGGGAGGUUAAAUCGACAGCGAAGGUUGCGAGGAUUGCUGGCGAAGGAACGAUCGACGCUGUGGAUCAAUCAGCAACGAAGGUAGGAGGGAGAGCGGAGGGAUUGCAUGGUUAG